AUGGAUUCGCUAAAAGCCGCUGUCGACUACUCGAAGAAUCUUGACAUGUCACGUAGCACGUAUUCGAGUAGAGCCAGCUCUAAACAGUCAUCUUCUUCAAAAAACAGUCAUGCCAGAAAUAAUAACAAGGAAAAGGAAACUACGCAAAUCACCGCAAGCAACUGCAAAAACAAGAUUGAAGAAUACAAGAGAGCAUUCAACUUCUUUGAUGCAAACAACGAUGGUCGUAUUACAAUUGAUGAACUUGAGAAGGCUAUGCAGAAGUGUGGUCAAAGACCGACCAAAUUGGAAUUGCGUCUUAUCAUGUACCACGGAGACAACGAUCAAAACGGAGUCAUCACAUUUGACGAGUUUGCCCACUUGAUGAACGGCACGGCAUCCAUGAAUCAAUACACAUAUGACCAACUCCGCGAGCAGUUUGACAUGUUUGAUAAGGACAAAGAUGGGUUCAUUGAGAAAAUGGAAAUGCUUUCAAUCGUGCGCGAGCUGUCGCUCCAGGCUUCAUUCCCACGUCAAGUUGUCGAACAGCUCUUCAAUGAGGCCGACAUUGAUGGGGAUGGAAAAAUCUCUUUUGAAGAGUUCGUCCUUGCCGUCAACUAA
Caenorhabditis remanei is the source of this 600-nucleotide messenger RNA. RefSeq lists its product as uncharacterized. NCBI's taxonomy places the organism in Eukaryota, Metazoa, Nematoda, Chromadorea, Rhabditida, Rhabditidae. Gene Ontology annotation, molecular function: calcium ion binding; enzyme regulator activity. The transcript has 7 exons. The record is from RefSeq and is a predicted model, not a curated record. Bases 1 to 600 code for a protein of 199 amino acids.